AUGGAUCAAGAAAGAAAGAAAGAAAGAAGAAUGCGCCCUGCAAAGAAGUGUCCAUGGUCUCGUGAAGAAGAUUUGCUUCUACUCAAACAUGUUCAGACUUAUGGCGAAGGAGGAUGGUCUCAUCUUCCACAGAAAGCAGGUUUAGUUGGAAGAAGUCCACAGAGCUGUAGAUUCAGGUGGAAAAAUUAUCUGCAUCCUGACAUCAAGCAUGAAGCCAUUUCUGCUGAGGAGGAAGACCUUAUCAUUCGCCUCCACCGGCUUGUUGGAAAUAGGUGGUCACUGAUAGCUGGUAGAGUAACAGGAAGAACAAAUAACCAGAUAAAGAAUUUCUGGCACAAUAAAAUGCGCAAAAAACACAGAGCUUCAGCCAAUAAUGUUCAAUCUGAAACAAGCAGCACGCAUGAAGAAAGUCUUGUAACUCAUCAAGUUGAUUGCACGCCCAAGGAUAACACCACUAUUAUUAGUGAUGGCUUUGAAUUCAUAGAUAAUUUCAUGGAGAAUGAUUCAUUGAAUCCAAUGACAGAAGAAAUGGCUUUCACUGGGGUUCCCCAGAUAGAACCUUCUUACUCUGAGUUGCUGGAAACAAUGGAGAUCUUCCAAGGCAAUGGCAAUUCUACUGUAAAUCCUAACCAUAUGUGGACAAUGUGA
This is a messenger RNA of Cryptomeria japonica (Japanese cedar), 648 nucleotides long. Its product is annotated as transcription factor MYB82-like. Lineage: Eukaryota; Viridiplantae; Streptophyta; Pinopsida; Cupressales; Cupressaceae. The transcript is spliced from 3 exons. Bases 1 to 648 code for a protein of 215 amino acids. The record is from RefSeq and is a predicted model, not a curated record.